AUGGAUAACUCACAACCUCGGAAUCGACGACUUGUAACCUAUGGCUCUGCUACCAAGAGCCAACCUCCGUUGAACAUCGAUAAACCUGUGCGCUCACCUGCCGCUAGAACAACUCCUAAAGAAAUGCCUUUGCCAAGCUCGUCACGUCUCUCGCGGCCAUUCUACACCAGGUUACGGCGCGACAAGAAUGAAGAUGAACAACCGUCUGGAUCAGAGGAAACAACCACGAAUCGAGGACUUGCACAACCAAAACCCAUCGCAGAAUCUAACGUGUAUGACUUUCCCUCUUCAGGCGACGAACAGAUGUCUAUGGUUCAGAGAAAGCGAAGGCGAUAUAGCCCCAAUGGAAACAAGUCCGUUCCUGCGACUAAGCGAUCCGUGAAGCCAAGCGAGACAGAGAAUGGGGAUCGUAAAGUGUCACCACCAAUGAGGAAGAGGGUGCCCGUGCCCGACAGAAACAAGGUCGUUUCUGCGACUAGGCGAUCCGUGAAGCCAAGCGAGACUGAGAGCGGAGAUCGUGACGUGUCAUCACAAACGGGGAAGAGAGCGCUCAAUGGUCGGGGGUCAUUGGCCAAACAGCCAGAAGUCAUUCAGCAGCCAAGCCCCGUGAGGUCGGCGCCAUAUUCAAGGGCUGGGAGGUCUGUGCGGAGUCAGACUAAGGUAUCUACUCUCGAGAAUGAAAUGGGAGUAUCAACUGAGGAGAGCCCCGGGGAUGCAGAGUCCGUGCGAAAGAGCUCGCCGGACAUCAGCCAGGGGUAUGCCACUAAAGCGAACAUCACCCCUGGUCGUAGGAGACUGAUUGACUCGCUCGGGAUCACGGAACACCCGGUUGAAACAUCUCCAGCGUUUGAAACAUCGCCAGAGAGUCCCGCUGGUAGUCAGCCGUCCCCGAAUCCAAUCCCCCCCGACCGAGCCUCGCCAAGUGCAGCUGUGAAUGAAUGUCCUACCGAAAGCUACGUUCAAGGCUCCCCUGCCUCAGUUCCAUCUAAUUUACGAGGAUCCCGCGUCACCUAUGCACGCCAGCGUUCCUUUUUGGAUGACUUAAUUAUGUCAGAGGAUCUUUCGGCGCACGAUGCUUCCUCUGGCCCGAAGCACCGCUCUCAAUCUGUACAACGUCAGUUGAAUUACGAGGCUACUUCCACUGCCCGUUUAAUCGUGCCAAAUGAGGAUACCAAUGAGGAUGGAUCUGUCCGAAGUAUUCAUGAGCUCAGACAAGCUGGGGGAAACGCUCGUUACCGAGGUGCCGUCGAAUCUAUUUUUGAGGACAUCGAAGAUCCGCAAAACUCGUUGUCGGGUCGAUGCAAUGCUUUCCUCCAACUGUGUGGCAAACUUCUGGAUACUGGGCUCAAGCGGCGAUUUGUCGAAUGCAAUUUUGACAAAAGGCUUGUGGAUUGUCUUUCUAUGGACCUUCAGGUGGUCCCCACUAUUCUGGCUUUCUGUGCCUACGCACUGGGAUCAUCGGAUGGACACAUGUCUUAUGUUCUUGCAACUUCCGCGUGGCCUAAGCUUCUAGAGGCAUCACCUGCCUUAUUAGGCAUGCAAGACGACAUAACAGUGGUCGCAAGAGCUCAAACAAGCGGCCUUUCCCGGCCCUUGCAGAAGACGCUUCAAAACACAACUCCACAGAUAGCUGCUAUGCUAUUUCCUGAUCCUGCAUCCUCGAGACUAUCCCCAUGUACUCUGGCGUUGUAUUGCCUGAAGUCGACGAUUUCCACGAUGCAAACCAAAGGCGAGAACCCUAGUCUCUCCACAUCUCUUCUAAAACAGUUGGUUCAAGUGCUCGUGUCCGAAAGCCAACGUUGUGUUUCACUGGAAAAAAUACACCCAGAGAGCUCUCAGAUACUAUGCAUGGGCUUUUCAAUCUUGGAAGCUUCUACUGCAUUGGCUGAGUCGCUCACAAAAGAGGAUUGGGAUAUCCUAGACCCGCUUUCUGGGCUUCAUAGCCUGCUUUGUUCGGAGUCGGGCACUAUCAGCCAAAUACAACCCCUCUACAUUCGACUUAUCUUGAAUAUCACCAACAGCAACCCCUCUCUCUGUGAUAGAUUCGCAACCCCGGAGAUGGUCGGGGGGCUGGUCCAUAUUGUCUCUGCAAACUUCGGUGAUUUGACCGAAGAUGCGCUUGGGCAAGCGAACAAUUCUUUGGACAGCGUGAUAUUGGCGCUCGGCGCACUUAUCAAUCUGACCGAACAGAGUGGAGCAUCAAGAUCGAUUUUUCUUCACUCUGCUGGUACAUCAAAGCCUUUGCUUGAUCAACUCUUGCAUUUGUUUAUAACUCAUGUUGAUUCCAUCUCCACGGCUCAUUCGGUCUUGGAAGUACACCACAACGUUGCGGUGGGAUAUUUGGCCGUCCUUUUACUAACACUCAGUUUGGAUCUUGAGACCCGGUCCAAAAUCAAGAGCUCACUCGCUCCCAACGGAUUAACAGCGGUGAUAUCUACCGUUGAUGAAUUCCUGCAAUACCAUCAGAAGAUUGAACAAGAAAUCUCCACUUUCCCAACUCAGGGACAACCAGCGAGUGGGUUCCUGUCCAGAUUACAAGAACUUAUCACUCGUAUUCGACUGGCAGAGCAAUGA
Messenger RNA from Penicillium expansum, 2574 nucleotides. Its product is annotated as WAPL family protein. NCBI's taxonomy places the organism in Eukaryota, Fungi, Ascomycota, Eurotiomycetes, Eurotiales, Aspergillaceae. The record is from RefSeq and is a predicted model, not a curated record. The coding region runs from base 1 to 2574 and encodes 857 amino acids. The transcript has 2 exons.